CCUCUUUCUUCAACAAUUACUCCGUUUGAAGAUAUAGGUAGAGAUAGAGAUAGCAUCCAUGGAAAUGUCUAGAGGAAGCAACAGUUUUGACAAUAAGAAAACUAGUUGCCAGAGAGGUCACUGGAGACCUGUCGAAGAUGACAACCUCCGGAAACUCGUGAAACAAUAUGGUCCCAAAAACUGGAAUUUCAUUGCUCAACAUCUCUAUGGAAGAUCAGGGAAAAGCUGUAGAUUGAGAUGGUAUAAUCAACUUGAUCCAAACAUCACCAAGAAACCUUUCACCGAGGAAGAAGAAGAGAGACUGCUUACAGCUCAUCGGAUCCAGGGGAACCGUUGGGCCUCUAUAGCCCGGAUGUUCCCUGGGAGGACCGAUAACGCCGUCAAGAACCAUUUCCAUGUCAUCAUGGCUAGACGCAAACGUGAAAGCUUCUCUUCCACAGCCACUUCUACGUUCAAUCAAAGCAGCUGGCAUAAUAUUUUGAGCCCUAGUUCUAGUCUUACAAUGCUUAAUAGAUCGCAGUUUGGGCUAUGGAGGUAUCAAAAGGAUAAGAGUCGUGGUCUCUGGCCUUACGCUUUUGUUUCAGCACCUAGUAGAGAUGCUCAAUUUGGAUCUUCAUCGAUCUCGAAUGUACGCCAAGAAUUUAGCCUUGAGAGGAGAAAGUCGAAAGAGUUGUUGGUUGAUCAUCACGAUGCAUUUCACGCAGCUAUACCAGAUCAAGAGAAGAACUCAGGUGAAGAUGGACCAUCUAUGGGAGAUGAUAGUGAGAAGAAAAAUGUUACUUUCAUUGAUUUUCUUGGAGUUGGAUUAGUUUCUUAG
This is a messenger RNA of Eutrema salsugineum, 817 nucleotides long. RefSeq names its product transcription factor MYB54. Gene Ontology annotation, biological process: regulation of DNA-templated transcription. Bases 59 to 817 code for a protein of 252 amino acids. The transcript is spliced from 2 exons. The record is from RefSeq and is a predicted model, not a curated record. Gene Ontology annotation, molecular function: DNA-binding transcription factor activity, RNA polymerase II-specific; RNA polymerase II cis-regulatory region sequence-specific DNA binding. Gene Ontology annotation, cellular component: nucleus. Lineage: Eukaryota; Viridiplantae; Streptophyta; Magnoliopsida; Brassicales; Brassicaceae.